Lottia gigantea (owl limpet) is the source of this 922-nucleotide messenger RNA. RefSeq lists its product as hypothetical. The record is from RefSeq and is a predicted model, not a curated record. NCBI's taxonomy places the organism in Eukaryota, Metazoa, Mollusca, Gastropoda, Lottiidae. The coding region runs from base 39 to 659 and encodes 206 amino acids. The transcript has 2 exons.
CGAAGCUUCCGAAGUUCAGAUAUAAAUUCAAAUUCGAUAUGGAAGCUUCACCACAUAUUCGGGAAAAUAAAGAUGAAAAGAAAUUGAGCAAGGUGCACAACCGCCCACCAUCUGGUGGCGUGGAAGAACUUCGUAAUAAAUUCGGGUAUAAUUUACCACAAAUAGCCACGUUACAUCGUCUGUAUGACCGAGAGAGAAAUAAGCACAUUAUCAACAAUAUCAUGAAAUCACAGAACACUACCCCUACAGUCAUCAAGCUGCUUUUCACGGGUCGAUUGCCAAUGGGUUACUUCAACGAUCUGUGCUAUGGUCAAGCCACACAAACAAAGAAAAUACCACUUAGAACAACGUAUCCCAUAGGAGAUCGUGAACGACCGCUGUGGCAACCCAAACCAAAAAAAGUUAUCUCUGUCCGAGAAAUAGAACAUGCAGUAUACGAAGCCAGGGCGCGUCAUAGAAAUCGUCUUGAAAACAUUUCCAGUAAAGCUCACAGCCAUUUAAAGGAGGUUGAAAAGGUCAUGAUGCGUCAUCUGAUGAUCGAGCCUCGAGGGUUGAAGCUAUAUUUCGACAAACUUGAAAAGCGAUCUUCAAAAUUGUUUGAAAAACGAAAAGCAGAGAAGGCUAAACAUAACGAAGUUACAGAGAAAUCAAAACACUGACAAAACACAGUUUGUUGCAUUUAAGCCUGAUUUUAUAAUUGUUCAUUUUCGUUGAUUGCAUUCGUUGUUCAACCGCAAUUGGUAUUUUCAAGACUUUUACAAUAUUUUUAAGGUUGUUUUGUUAUUUUCGUUAGUUUUUAUUCUAAUAUCAUUUUGUAGGAGAGUGACAUUAAACUUUGCGUUAUUGCUAUUGGUUGUUUAAAUAAUAAUAAAAUCUAAAUAUUGGUGAAAUGUAUAUAUUAUUGAUAAUAAACCUGUAAAGU